Helianthus annuus (common sunflower) is the source of this 432-nucleotide messenger RNA. RefSeq lists its product as uncharacterized. The transcript has a single exon. The record is from RefSeq and is a predicted model, not a curated record. Bases 1 to 432 code for a protein of 143 amino acids. NCBI's taxonomy places the organism in Eukaryota, Viridiplantae, Streptophyta, Magnoliopsida, Asterales, Asteraceae.
AUGGUCGGUGCGAACAAUGACAUCGCAGUUUUAAUGUCUUCGAAUCUUUUUGACGAUGUCAUAGAUGGUAUUGCACCAGAUAUUUCAUUCUAUGCAAACAACGUGCAGUAUAAGUAUGGGUACUAUCUCACAGACGGUAUUUAUCCCGAGUGGGCGAUGUCGGUAAAAACUCUUUCGUGUCCAGAUGACGAAAAAAGAUUGUAUUUCAAGAAAAAACAGGAGUCGGCAAGAAAAGAUAUCGAGCGGGCUUUCGGUGUGUUAAAAAAGAGAUGUAUCAUCGUACAGCCGUUGAGGAUACUUGAAAAAAGUAAAAUGAUAAACGUCAUGUAUACGUGCAUCAUUUUGUAUAACAUGAUAUUGGAGGACUCGGGUAGAGCGUUUUGUGGAGAAAAAGUUAUGAUGAAAGUAACCAACCGACGAACCCACUACUAA